This is a messenger RNA of Mucor velutinosus, 384 nucleotides long. RefSeq lists its product as uncharacterized. Bases 1 to 384 code for a protein of 127 amino acids. The transcript has a single exon. NCBI's taxonomy places the organism in Eukaryota, Fungi, Mucoromycota, Mucoromycetes, Mucorales, Mucoraceae. The record is from RefSeq and is a predicted model, not a curated record.
AUGGAAAACGCCUCGAUCCCACAGGAUUGGGUGCAAUGCAAAAGAUCACCAAGUCAAUCCUCACCCACAGUCAGCAACACCUCAGAAGCGGUUGACAUUUUACCAGUGUCCUCAAGCUCUGUUCGCCAUGUCGUUUCUGAUUCAUCAGAAAGUCUCAGAAAAGGAAAGUUGGUUAGUGAAGUUGUUCUUGGUGAUAUACCUCAAAAAAGUCCAGUACAAACUGUCGCUGAGAACUAUCUUGGUUCCUCUUUGUCGAUCCAAAAGAAAGAGGCCAAAGCAAGAUUGAUGAUUGAACACAUUGAGAAACAUGCCAAAGAUAUCGGAGAGGACCCCGCAGAGACAGACAGAAAAGUAAAACAAGUUAUUGAUAAUACUUUUAAUUAA